GGAGCCCCAUCCCAUUCCCUGGCCUUAGGCCGCCGCCCCUAGUCCCAGGGAAACCCAACGGAGGCGGGCCUCAUUGUCAGCCGAGGUUUAUGAGGCGGCGCUGACGACUAGGCCGCGGACGAAGCCGGGGACUCGCGUAGCCGCGCUAGCCGAGGGGGGAUGAGGUAGCGGGCGGCUUGGGGGCCGGGGCCGUCCCGCUCAAAACUUCCGGGCUUUUUCUUUUGGCUUUGCUCCCUCCGUUUCGAUGUGGCUCCAGCAGCGUCUGAAGGGGCUCCCGGGCCUUUUGUCCAGCAGUUGGGCCCGUCGCCUGGUGGCCCUCCUGGGCUUCCUCCUCUUGGCCUAUUGGUACCUUGGAGGGGGCCCUUGGCCAAGGCUAUUGGCAUGGAGGCCUGGGCAGCCCUCAGGGGCCAUGGCCAGUGUGUGCCUACAGGCCGAAACCCACUCCUGGAAGGCCUUGGCGGACCAAGGAGAAGCCAGGUUCUUGCAAGAUGGACGCAUGGCGGCCACCACUGACCACUCGCCUCCGGCCUUGGUGGGCAACGGCUACUUGGUCCUGGAUGUGGCCUCCAACCGGCUUUGGGUGGCCACUGGCGGUGGGCACCCACCGGUCACUCCGGCUCAUGCCACUGAAUACUUGGUGUUGGCGCAACUCCGGCCUCCGGCCAACACCAUCGCAGAGGCGGCCGCCUCGUCUGUGAUGCUGAAGGACGGGGCUAUUCGGUCAGUCCGGUGCUUCCAAACGGGGUCAUCGGACAACGGGUGCGUCACCGUCCGGGAAGAAGUCUUGGCACACCGCGGCCGGCCACACCUCUACCUGCAGCGUGUGGCGGUGGUCAACCCCACUGACCGCUUGGUGGCCUUUGAGGUCUCCGGCCCAGCGUCCGGAGGCAAGUUUGUCACCAGCGUGGAAAAAGCGGGCGAGCGGCAGUUCUUCCUCUCCUCUGGCCGGGUGCUCCAGCCGGACGGCGACAAGGUGGUCUUGGUGGUGGUGGCCGCCGCCAAGAAGCUGGUCAACCGGGUCCAAGUGGCACCCAAGUCGCAGUUCGAGGAGACGCUGCUGUCGGUGGUCCACACCUCGGAGCCCAUCGAAAUCUCGCGCCUGGAGGAGACCUUUGGGAAGCUCCGGGAAGCAGCCAAGAAGGAGAUGCUGGAGGUCAUGAGGAUGCGGACGGAGGAUUUGGUCCAGGAGCACCGCCAAGCCUGGGCCGACCUGUUUAUUUCGGGAGUCGAGAUGCGGAAGAUCACCGACGCUCACACCCCUUCCAGCGAUACUGUCAACAUGACCCUGUAUUACGUCCUGUCCACCACUCCGUCGCCUCUUCUCGACCCCCUCAUUGCCACCGAGGAGCGGGAAAGGAUGGAAGCCACCUUGAACUACGCUGACCACUGCUUCAGCGGCCAUGCCACCAUGCACGCUGAGAACCUGUGGCCCGGCCAGCUCUCGACGGUGCCUCAGAUCCUCCAGCUCUCGAACCUGUGGAAGCUGACCCUCCAGAAGCGGGGCUGCAAGGGGCUGAUGGCCACCGGGGCCCACGGCGUCAUGCAGGGGAUGGUGUUGAGCUUCGGCGGGCUGCAGUUCACGGAGAACCACCUCCAGUUCCAGUCAGACCCCAACGUGCUCCACAACAGCUAUGCCCUGCGGGGCAUCCAUUACAACAAGGACUUGAUCAAUUUGGCCGUCCUGCUGGACGCAGAGGGCAAGCCCUUCCUCCACGUCUCGGUCAAGUUCCAGGAGAAGCCGGUCAAGCUCUACGCCUGCGAGGGCGGCUGCGCCAACGACCCCGUGGAGCUCACAUCGGAACUUCACGGACACACAUUCCCCGUCAUGGUGACCCAGCCCAUUACGCCUCUGCUGUACAUCUCCACUGACUUGGUCCACCUCCAGGACUUGAGGCACACGCUGCAUCUCAAGGCCAUUCUGGCUCACGAGGAGCACAUGGCCAAGCAGUACCCAGGCCUGCCCUUCCUCUUCUGGUUCAGCGUUGCCUCCCUCAUCACCCUUUUCCACUUGUUCCUCUUCAAACUCAUUUACAAUGAGUACUGCGGGCCAGGAGCAAAGCCACUCUUCCGGAGUAAGGUGUAGCCAGGCCUGGUUUCAGAUGCCUGAGAACGUGGCGAACUCUCCUCCUUUUUCGAUCCUCUCCCUUCUUCCCACCAUCCUGGAGGUCAAAAGGGCCCUGUGUAGGAGCUCUGAAUGUCUUGUGGAUAAGUGGUAUAUGUGUGCCUGUGUACACAAGUGUGAAUCAAUAUAUGUGUGUGUGUGCACGCAAAGGUUGUCUUUGCAGGAGGCAAAGGCAGCUUCGAGCAAUGGGGAAACUCUACGAGGAAAGAAGACCCCAUAAAUAAAAAUGUUUUAGCACAGACUGUUUUGCUCCUAGGGUGGGCGAAUGAGCUUGAAUGCAUUUUUCUGUCCCCGAGGAGCACUGCUGGACUUCAAGCACCCCCAGAGCGAUGGGUUGUGUGUUACUACAGUUGUGACCUUGCUGCUUUGCAGUGACAGGGCCUGUGUUAGGAGGAGUAAGGUAGGAUUACAGUCACUUGCUGGGUACAGAGAGAGGCAGAGGUACCCUACAAAGAUUGCAGGGGGACUGCUUUUUGUACAUUGACCAUUUUUGGAAGCUUUGCUAACCCCUCUUGGAGGUAGGAAAGCUAGUGAUGAAUUAAUACUAGAACUCCCACAGUGUACAUUACGUGGGGAGCUAAAGGAGACCCUGCCCUGGUUCUUUCUAGUACCAAAAGGAAAAUGGCUAGUGUCAUUUGGCAACUGAAUAAACCCAGAACUGGAAGGCAUAGGAACGAAGGGAAGGCUCCAAGUUAGUUAGCCUCCUUUCUCUCCAGAGGAAGGAAGAAGCAGAAGCUGAAAUGAAGAAGAGUAGCAGUUUGAUCCAGUGUGGGAUCUGAAGUUUACACGUUCCACAGAGCUCCAUCUAUUAGUUUGGCUUGGGAGGCAAAAUGUAGCCUAUUUGCUCUGAAGAGUAGAUACUGGAGUAAAAACAGGGAAAGACGGUGGAGAGUGGGUCUGAGGCAGAGUAGAUGCUGUCUCCAGAUUUAAUUGGAUUAGUAAAUGAUGCGUCAGAUGGAGAGGUUUGGGUUAUAGUGUGCAUACUACUGGAGUCCUAGAACUCUUUUCUCUCCAUGCUCUCAGUUUGUUUCUAUGUAUUUCCUCUUUUUUUCUCACUUUUGGGAGACCCAGCUGCCUUUUUUGCAUCACGUUCCAUGACGAUUGUGGUUAAAAGUGGUCAUGACAGCCAGCUCCCUGGAAAAUUGCUGGCCUUAGCACUGAUUCAGGGCCAGAGCUGUCCAAGAGAUGUUGCGUCCGUGGCUGGACAUGGCAAUUCCAUGGUCAGUCAGGGGAUGGACAUCACUGUGAGAACGCCACAUCCCUUCCAAAGAUGCUUCCUUGCAUGUGGACAUUGGGAUGGGCAAUAAGAACGACUGGGAAGGAGAUGAGGGUGAGGCCUUGCUGUAAAAGUUGGAAGCAUUUCUGUGUUGGACUACAGCCCUCAGAAACCAAUGCCAGCUGGGGGAUUCUGGGUCUCGUAGUCCAAACAAAGGAGCAUCUCUUCACUCUGCCCACCAUCCGGAAGGCAGAAGAGCUUGCUUUCCUAAAAGGAUUCCUCAUAGGUUUCUUAUAAUUGUUAUUUUAAGUCUAUUGCAGAAUGUUUGAUUUGAAAGCUGGGGGCUGUUGGCUGGUUUGCGACAAGUUUGCCGCAACAUGGCUGAAUUCAAAGAGAGCCCCAUCGAAAAACCCACAGGGACAUAGCAAGGUCCGCUUUUGAGAGAAGUGGUUAAAUACUAUAUAUUCUUAACUGGGAACCACCAAAAGAAAUAUCUCCUCUGAGCGAGCAAAUGAGUAACCACCUUCCCUUUUCUGUCCUCCUCGUUCUCUCUGAUGCUUUGCACAAAACGAAACCACUGGGGAGAAAGCGCCCUUUUCAGCGUACCCUUUUGUGCCUUGUCAAGAAGAGGGAGGUGGAAACGCUUGUGGUUCUUCACUCAUCUGUACUCGCACUUGUGUGUGUGUGUGUGUCCUUGUCACAUACGUGUGUGUCUCUCUGUCUCCAUUUCUCUCCCCCUUUAAAACCCCGUCCCUCUCAACUUCUGUCGGCUUCCAUUUAAAAAUCGACUCUCUUCGGUGCACAAAUACUUGAAAAUCACAUCUGGGCUUUUCCGUUUGGGGUUUUUUUUUUUUUUUUGCCGUCGGAGGAAACGAAUAAGUACUUAUCCACCCUGUUUUUGGUCUUAGUCUAACCACGCUGCAAAAGUAAUUGAAUGUGUCCUCAUUUCUUGUGUGUACUUUAAUUUAUUGUAAGCCAAUUUGGGGUGCUGGCUUUUCCAAGACCGCUGCGCCCCUUUACCAGCCGAGAAUGUAACUUGUACAGAUCUCUUAAUCCGCUGCUGGUAAUGAGGUUUCUCAGCCUUUUUUGUGAGCACAGUAACACACAAAAAUGUCCACUUUUAUGACCCUAAAUAGCAAGCAAGGAGGAAUUGAACUCUUUCUUCUUGCUCCCGGUCUCUUUCAAUGUCCUCCUUCCUGAGGUCCUAAGACUGUGACGAGGCACAGACUUUUCUGGUGAUUUGAUAAUGGUUGUCGUGAUUAUUUUAAAAUACCAAAGGUUUGGGUUGGUUUGGUUUUUUAAAAAGAAAAUAAUAAUAAAUUCUCAAAUCUACA
Sceloporus undulatus (fence lizard) is the source of this 4672-nucleotide messenger RNA. Its product is annotated as KIAA2013 ortholog. The transcript is spliced from 2 exons. The coding region runs from base 245 to 2083 and encodes 612 amino acids. The record is from RefSeq and is a predicted model, not a curated record. Lineage: Eukaryota; Metazoa; Chordata; Lepidosauria; Squamata; Phrynosomatidae.